Lynx canadensis (Canada lynx) is the source of this 2476-nucleotide messenger RNA. RefSeq names its product angiopoietin 1 (gene ANGPT1). The coding region runs from base 567 to 2069 and encodes 500 amino acids. Gene Ontology annotation, molecular function: receptor tyrosine kinase binding. The transcript has 10 exons. Gene Ontology annotation, biological process: Tie signaling pathway; angiogenesis. The record is from RefSeq and is a predicted model, not a curated record. Lineage: Eukaryota; Metazoa; Chordata; Mammalia; Carnivora; Felidae.
AUUGUCUGCGGAAGGGGGCGGGAGGGCUGUACAUGAUCGAGGUCGUGCGCAUCUAGCCAAUUUGUAAGACGAUCCGCUGCUCCAAGCCAUCAGCCACCCUUAGCAUAGGGGCACACUCAUGCAUUCCUGUCAAGUCAUCUUGUGAAAGGCUGCCUGCUUCCAGCUCGGCUUGGAUGUGCAACCUUAAUAAAACUCACUGAGGUCUGGGAGAAAAUAGCAGAUCUGCUGCAGAUAGGGUAGGGGAAAGGGUCUAGAAUAUGUACACGCAGCUGACUCAGGCAGGCUCCACGCUGAACGGUCACACAGAGAGGAAACAAUAAAUCUCAGCUACUAUGCAAUAAAUAUCUCAAGGAAACUACCAUUAUAGUGAAAUAAAAAAAAAAACUAACAUUUUAGAACAAAGCUAACAAAUGGCUAGUUUUCUGUGAUUCUUUUUCAAAAGUUUUCUCUGAGGGGGAUAAAGUCAAACAAACAAGCAGUUUUACCUAAAAUAAAGACUAGUUUAAAGGUCAGAAGAAAGGAGCAAGUUUUUGCGAGAGGCACAGAAGGAGAGAGCUGGCAGUACAAUGACAGUUUUCCUUUCCUUUGCUUUCCUCGCUGCCAUUCUGACUCACAUAGGGUGCAGCAACCAGCGGCGAAGUCCAGAAAACGGUGGGAGAAGAUAUAACCGGAUUCAACAUGGGCAGUGUGCCUACACUUUCAUUCUUCCAGAACACGACGGGAACUGUCGUGAGAGUACGACAGACCAGUACAGCACAAACGCUCUGCAGAGAGAUGCUCCACACGUGGAACCGGAUUUCUCUUCCCAGAAACUUCAACAUCUGGAGCAUGUGAUGGAAAAUUAUACUCAGUGGCUGCAAAAAAUUGAGAAUUACAUUGUGGAAAAUAUGAAGUCGGAGAUGGCCCAGAUACAGCAGAAUGCAGUCCAGAACCACACGGCCACCAUGCUCGAGAUAGGAACCAGCCUUCUCUCUCAGACCGCAGAACAGACCAGAAAGCUGACAGAUGUUGAGACCCAGGUACUAAAUCAAACUUCUCGGCUUGAAAUACAACUGCUAGAGAAUUCAUUAUCAACAUACAAGCUAGAGAAGCAGCUUCUUCAACAGACAAAUGAAAUCUUAAAGAUUCAUGAGAAAAACAGUUUAUUAGAACAUAAAAUCUUAGAAAUGGAGGGAAAGCACAAGGAAGAGUUGGACACCUUAAAAGAAGAGAGAGAGAAUCUUCAAGUCUUGGUUACUCGUCAAACAUACAUUAUUCAGGAACUGGAGAAACAAUUGAACAGAGCCACCAACAAUAAUAGUGUCCUUCAGAAGCAGCAGCUGGAACUGAUGGAUACUGUGCAUAACCUCGUCAGCCUUUGCACUAAAGAAGUUUUACUAAAGGGAGGAAAAAAAGAGGAAGAGAAACCAUUUAGAGACUGUGCAGAUGUAUAUCAAGCUGGUUUUAAUAAAAGUGGAAUCUACACUAUUUAUAUUAAUAAUAUGCCAGAACCCAAAAAGGUAUUUUGCAAUAUGGAUCUUAAUGGGGGAGGUUGGACCGUAAUACAACAUCGCGAAGAUGGAAGUCUGGAUUUCCAAAGAGGUUGGAAAGAUUAUAAAAUGGGGUUUGGAAAUCCCUCCGGUGAAUACUGGCUGGGGAAUGAGUUUAUUUUUGCCAUAACCAGUCAGAGGCAGUACACACUAAGAAUCGAGCUAAUGGACUGGGAAGGAAACCGAGCCUAUUCACAAUACGACCGAUUCCACAUAGGAAAUGAAAAGCAAAACUACAGGCUUCAGGGUGCAUGGUAUGAAUGUCAUUCUGGCAUCUGUGGCAAACAGAGCAGCCUGAUCUUACAUGGUGCUGAUUUCAGCACUAAAGAUGCAGAUAAUGACAACUGUAUGUGCAAAUGUGCCCUCAUGCUAACAGGAGGCUGGUGGUUUGAUGCUUGUGGCCCAUCCAAUCUAAAUGGAAUGUUCUAUACUGCUGGACAAAACCAUGGAAAACUGAAUGGGAUAAAGUGGCACUACUUCAAAGGGCCCAGUUACUCCUUACGUUCCACAACUAUGAUGAUUCGACCUUUGGACUUUUGAAGGCAUAAUGUCGAAAGGAGUCAUAAAAGCAAAUCUGAAGCUACCAGAUAAGAAACUGCUUGAAAACUUCUGAAGCAAACAAUAUUGUCUCCCUUCCAGCCACAAGUGGCAUUUAUGUGAAGUCACCAAGGUUCUUGACUGUGGACUUGGAGCCUUUAGAGUUCACAAAAGUCUCUAGAUGGGAUUAAUUGUGUUCAUAAGUCUUGACUGUGGGGAAUGCCACUCACCAUCAUGUUUUAAAAAGGGAAGAAACUGCUCAGUUCACUGUGCUUCAAACUACUACUGGAUCUUAUUUUAGAACUAUGGUAGCCAGAUGAUAAAUAUGGUUAAUUUCAUAUAAAAACUGAAGAAGAAGAAGAAGAAGAAGAAGAAGAAGAAGAAGAAGAAGAAGAAGAAGAGGAGGAGGA